Humulus lupulus (European hop) is the source of this 2569-nucleotide messenger RNA. Its product is annotated as cytochrome b561 and DOMON domain-containing protein At3g61750-like. The record is from RefSeq and is a predicted model, not a curated record. NCBI's taxonomy places the organism in Eukaryota, Viridiplantae, Streptophyta, Magnoliopsida, Rosales, Cannabaceae. The transcript has 4 exons. The coding region runs from base 1054 to 2277 and encodes 407 amino acids.
AAUGUAAAAAAAAUAUUAAAAAAAAGCUCUGUUGGUAACCACUCCUAUUAUUUUUUUAAUCUAAAAAACAAUAUAUAACAUAUGAAAUGUAAAUUUCUGAUUUAUAAACAUUAAAAUAUAGUAUAUUUAUUAUACUCCAAUUAUGUAUGGUAGUGAAUUAUGCUACGUACUUGGAGAAAUAUUAUUAAAGAAACAUGGUCAAACUAAAACCAAAUUUGCCUAAAUGGCCUCAUCAAAACACAUUACAAGUGCCUAAAAUGAAGAGAGAUCUACCUCUUUGCUUAUCAUGUACAUUCAUCAUACAUAUAUGUGUAUGUAUACAUAUAUAUAUAUAUAUAAUAUUACAAGUCAUAGCUGAAAACUAUCAUUGCUUUUGCUUUUUGUUUUCCUUGGCAAGAUGGGAAGUUGAGAUCAGAGGCCUCCUGAGGCCUCUAGUACUCUACCGACAGAUUACUUUAAAACCAAGUAAUAUGAAUGAUUAAUUAAUUAAAAUAAGUGUAUUUGGUGGAGGAGUCUAACUAUCAAAAUAAUAAUAACACUUCUUUCAUCAUUCCUUGAUUUAUAUUAUCACACUGUUCUAACUAAAAACUUAUUGUUUUCUAAAACUUGAAAAAUAAUUAAUAAUUGCAUGCUGUUGCUGAUAUGAUGUCGUUUUCAUGUUUCUUGUCGUUUGGUAUGGCUCAAAAAGAGCUGUUAAGAGAGAGAGAGAGAGAGAUACAUCAAGUAUUGUAUAUAUAUAUACAUUUGAUAUAAUUAUGGUUUGGUGGUGAGGAGAAUCAUGAUAUGUAACUAUGCACCAAACCAAAGCAUAGGACCCCACCAACAUCAGCAACAACUAUAUUCGGUAGAAGAAAUAUAGAGAAUGAGCCUUAAAACUCAAGAGAAGUGACUAAAACCUCUCAACCGUUUCCUACUUCCAUACAUGUCUUCCCUUUCACACUCUGAUCAACCACCUCCUUCUUCCUCAGCCUACUCUUGUUCUUGUUGUUCUUCACUCUCAUCCAUUACUCCUUUCUUACUAUCACUCACUCACUCACUCACUCUUCUUCCAAUAUGGCGAGUUGGGUGUUUCGGGCCUCUCCUUCUAGGCUUCUUCUUCGGCUGUUAUGGGCACUCGGUCUUCUUAGCUUGGUGGCAGCUGAUGGUGAUGCUAGCUAUGCUGCUGGGGCAGCUGAAGUUGGCUAUGGCGGUGGUGGCGGUGGUGGUGGAGAAUUAGAGCUUUGUAAUAAUGAUCUGAGUUAUUUUCUGCCACCACCUUAUGGUAACAUGUCUAAUGUUAUCUGCAAGCCAGUUUGGAACACUUUUGUUUUGAGGUAUACUCAAAAUGAAGAUAAUGUGAUGAACAUUGUGUUGUCUGCUGUGUACACAACUGGAUGGGUAGGAAUAGGAUUUUCAAAGGAUGGGAUGAUGGUUGGGUCUAGUGCCAUUGUGGGAUGGGUUACAAAGAAAGGCCAAGCAAGAGCUAGGCAAUAUUAUUUGCAAGGUUCAAGAAAGUCACAAGUCAUAGCAGACAAAGGUGAAUUGCCACUUACUGGUAUACCUUCUUCUGUUGUUCUCCAUGGACCCAGAAUUUACUUGGCUUUUCAGUUGAAAUUUGAAAAACCCCUCCAUCACCAACCCCUUAUUCUUGCUUUUGGAUUUUCAUACCCAACUCACUUGCACUUGUCUCAUCAUGAUGACAAAACAACCAUCAGAUUUGACUUCAAUGCAGGCUCAACAAGUGAUGCACCUAAUGAUCUUGGCAAAAUGAAGAAGAACCAUGGGAUUUUGGCCAUAUUAGGAUGGGGUCUAAUCCUUCCUUUUGGGGCAAUUAUCCCUAGAUACUUCAAGCACAAGGAUCCCUUGUGGUACUAUCUACAUUCAGUGAUUCAAUUAGUGGGAUUUGUCUUUGGCCUUGCUGCUGUUGUACUUGGACAACAACUUUAUAACAAGAUAGGAGCUCACUUUCCAACACAUAGAGGCAUUGGGAUCUUUAUUCUUGUUCUUAGCAUCCUUCAGAUAUUGGCAUUCUUUCUUCGACCGAACAAGGAAGGGAAGAUUCGCAGGUACUGGAACUGGUACCACCAUUCAAUGGGAAGACUUGCCCUUCUUUUUGGAGCAUUGAACAUAGUGUUGGGAAUGCAAAUUGGAGGAGCUGGGGAUGAUUGGAAGAUAGGUUAUGGAUUUGUUCUUGGUAUUGUUCUUCUCUCAGUCAUUGUUUUGGAAGUUUUGAAAUGGAUUAAAAGGUCAGAGGAGAAAAAGAUGGCCUCCACAUUCCAAAUGAAUCCAGUACAAUAAGCACUCAUAUACAUAUAUAUAUAUAUGGUGAAACAAGACAGAGAUUGGAAUAGUGAUGCAUUGUGUUGAAUUGAAGUUCAUUCCAGUCCAGAGGAGUUUCAAUUUCAAUUUCAAUUUCUGCCUCUCCAAAGCUAACAAGUGAAUAUUGUAUAUAUUUCAUAUUCUUGAUUGUAUGAGUUGAGCAUUUUUGUUUUCUUUUCCAUUUUUGUAAGGUUGGUUGGCAAGUUGGUCACCUUUUUUUGUUUAUUGGUUCUUGACAAAUUGAUCUAUAAUCCUCAUGUGUUUACUACAA